Messenger RNA from Suricata suricatta (meerkat), 3389 nucleotides. It is a transcript of the gene ATG16L1, whose product is annotated as autophagy related 16 like 1. The transcript is spliced from 19 exons. Gene Ontology annotation, biological process: autophagosome assembly; negative stranded viral RNA replication. The coding region runs from base 154 to 2025 and encodes 623 amino acids. Gene Ontology annotation, molecular function: protein binding. Lineage: Eukaryota; Metazoa; Chordata; Mammalia; Carnivora; Herpestidae. Gene Ontology annotation, cellular component: autophagosome membrane. The record is from RefSeq and is a predicted model, not a curated record.
UCCGUCGCGGACGGUUUUGAGGGGCGGCCUGUGCGUGAGCGCGAGCUCCGGGCCGCCGGCCUUCCCGCGCCCGCCCGGCGCCGCAUGCUGCGGGCCGCGGCCGCGAGUCCCCGCUCAGGUUGGCGGUGCUGAGGCGCCGGGGCAGCGCGCGACAUGUCGUCGGGCCUCCGCGCCGCCGACUUCCCCCGCUGGAAGCGCCACAUUUCGGAGGAGCUGAGGCGGCGGGACCGGCUGCAGAGACAGGCAUUCGAAGAGAUCAUCCUGCAGUAUAACAAGUUGCUAGAAAAGUCAGAUCUUCAUUCGGUGCUGGCCCAUAAGCUACAGGCUGAAAAGCAUGACGUCCCCAACAGGCACGAGAUCAGUCCUGGCCACGACAGCUCAUGGAAUGAUGGUCAACUACAAGAAAUGGCCCAGCUGAGGAUUAAACACCAAGAGGAACUGACUGAAUUACACAAGAAACGUGGGGAGUUAGCUCAGUUGGUGAUUGACCUGAACAACCAAAUGCAGCAGAAGGACAGGGAGAUGCAAAUGAAUGAAGCAAAAAUUGCAGAAUGCUUGCAGACCAUCUCUGACCUGGAGACCGAGUGCCAUGAACUGCGCAGUAAGCUUCAGGACCUCGAAAGAGCCAACCAGACCCUGAAGGAUGAGUACGAUGCCCUGCAGAUCACGUUUACUGCCUUGGAGGAGAAACUGAGGAAAACUACUGAAGAGAACCAGGAGCUGGUCACCAGAUGGAUGGCCGAGAAAGCCCAGGAAGCCAAUCGCCUAAAUGCAGAGAAUGAGAAGGAUUCAAGGCGGCGGCAGGCCCGGCUGCAGAAGGAGCUCGCGGAGGCCGCCAAGGAACCUCUACCCGUUGAACAGGAUGAUGACAUUGAAGUCAUUGUGGACGAAACCUCUGAUCAUGCCGAGGAGACCUCUCCUGUGCGAGCCGUCAGCAGAGUGACCACUAAGCGACUCUCGCAGCCUGCUGGAGGCCUUCUGGAUUCUAUCACUAAUAUCUUUGGUCUGUCCGAGUCUCCCCUUUUGGGACAUCACUCUUCUGAUGCUGCCAGGAGGCGCUCUGUCUCUUCCUUUCCAGUUCCCCAGGAUAACGUGGAUACUCAUCCUGGUUCUAGUAAAGAAGUGAGGGUGCCAACGACCGCCAUAUGUGUCUUUGACGCUCACGAUGGGGAGGUCAACGCCGUGCAGUUCAGCCCGGGCUCCCGGCUGCUGGCCACCGGAGGCAUGGACCGGAGAGUGAAGCUUUGGGAAGUGUGUGCAGAUAAAUGUGAGUUCAAGGGCUCCCUGUCCGGCAGUAAUGCAGGAAUUACAAGCAUUGAAUUUGAUAGUGCUGGAUCUUACCUCUUGGCAGCUUCAAAUGAUUUUGCAAGUCGAAUCUGGACUGUGGAUGAUUAUCGGUUACGGCACACGCUCACGGGACACAGCGGCAAAGUGCUGUCCGCCAAGUUCCUGCUGGAUAACGCGCGCAUUGUUUCUGGAAGUCACGACCGGACCCUCAAGCUCUGGGAUCUCCGCAGCAAAGUCUGCAUAAAGACUGUGUUUGCGGGGUCCAGCUGCAAUGACAUCGUGUGCACGGAGCAGUGUGUGAUGAGCGGACACUUCGACAAGAAGAUUCGUUUCUGGGACAUCCGAUCAGAGAGCAUUGUCCGAGAGAUGGAACUGCUGGGCAAGAUCACUGCCCUGGACUUGAACCCGGAAAGAACCGAACUCCUCAGCUGCUCCCGUGAUGACCUGCUAAAAAUUAUCGAUCUGCGAAUAAACGCUGUCAGACAGACGUUUAGUGCCCCUGGAUUCAAGUGCGGCUCUGAUUGGACCAGAGUUGUGUUCAGCCCGGACGGUGGCUACGUGGCGGCGGGCUCGGCUGAGGGCUCCCUCUACAUCUGGAGCGUGCUCUCGGGGAAAGUGGAGAAGGUUCUCUCAAAGCAUCAUGGCUCGUCCAUCAAUGCGGUGGCGUGGUCCCCAUCCGGCUCCCACGUUGUCAGUGUGGACAAAGGAAGCAAAGCCGUGCUGUGGUCAGAGUAUUGAUGGCACCUCCUGGAGAGAGCGGAGCUGAAGCCGGAGACUCGCAGGCUCCGGCAGCUCUGUCCUGGCAGGUGGUGUGCUGGGUGUGGCUUUGACCUCCGGAGAAGAGCCCGGCCGUGUGGCGCAGGGGCUUCUUUUGUUGAACAGGAUUUCUGAGGAUUCGGGCUGAGGCCUCUGUGGAAGAGUAGCGCUGUGAAGACCCGAACCUGCAGCCACCUAGCAGAGGCGCGGGCGCUGGCCUUGACUCCGUGGGAAACACUACUGGCUCUGAUCUCCCAUACCUCAGCGGGGGCAGCGCGCGCCCUGCCAGCGCCCUUGCUGGCCGGCGGUGCCAGGGACGCCCCACACAGCCGGGCCGGUUCUCCCUCCGGGCUUUCUCCCAUCCUCCCACGGUUGGUUCUGGCCGAAUGCAUGUCCUGUCACCCUGGGGUCCUUUUCCUGAACUCUAGCUUUAAUCAUUGGAUUAACAGAAACCCAAACAGGAUUAUCCUUGCCCUCGGCUGUAGGGGCCGCCCUGAUUUCCCUGGAGACAGGACUGUGGUCCCUCCCUGCUGGUCUGUGUCAUGAUUACGAGGCUCUUACUCUGAUCUCAUCUGAUUACUAUUAGAAUUUCCUUAGAUCUCCCAAACAGUUCUUAGAAAGCCCCUGUUCUUCAGAGCCUCAGCAUCCUUUCUCCCCAGCGGUACUGUAUGCUGCUUUCUCAGUCGAGAAAUCCCAACUUGGUUUAAAAAAAACAAAAACCGUUUUGGAUGCAGGAGAGGAAGUGUGCUGCUGGUCCCGGGUCCAUCUGUAGGCUCCCAGGAAGUGGGCGCCACCGCCUCCUUCCAGGGGUGCCAGGGACUGGAGUCCUCGACGGUAUUCGCCUGGAGCUGGUAGGCCCAGCCACUGCCCUUUGCCAAGCCUGCGUGCAGUAGCCCCUCAGUGCUUCGGCGCGAGAAGCCCGUCCCGAGAAGCACGGGAGUGUCAUCUCUAGGUUUCAGGAGUCCCGUUCGAGGCUGGGGGACAACUGGCCUGUGGCUUGCUUUUUGUUUUGUACACAUUUAUCUUUAGCAUCUUUCCUGUGUAUAUUAUUUUAGUUCCUGGGUGACUGAAACACCAAUACUUUCAUCACUUUUUAAUUUGCACUUUAUUUUUUUCCUUCUGCACUUGUUCUCUGGACAGCCGUGGGUGCGAGAGCUGGAGCUGGGGAGGGGGGCUGCCGCCGUCCUCCCUCUCUCUCUGGCCCUCCUCCCCCCAUUUCAGCUUGCUGCUCCAGGAGCUCAAGGGGAGUUGGAAUUCACAGGCCAGGGCGCAGCUGUUAUUUAUUUAAUUAUGUUGCCCGACAGAACUUGAUUGUAAAUAAAGAAAUCUGUUCUAUACUUUUCAAA